This is a messenger RNA of Solea senegalensis (Senegalese sole), 953 nucleotides long. RefSeq lists its product as uncharacterized. The record is from RefSeq and is a predicted model, not a curated record. NCBI's taxonomy places the organism in Eukaryota, Metazoa, Chordata, Actinopteri, Pleuronectiformes, Soleidae. The coding region runs from base 211 to 573 and encodes 120 amino acids. The transcript has 5 exons.
CGCUGCCGCGCCGCCUUACGCUCGCGAUGUUUUGCUAGCAGGGAGCAGAAUCGCAUCUUUUUCUACAAUUUUUGUGGGUUUUUUUAAAUAAUAAAACUAAGAAACACGUUCGACGAUGAGAACGCACUCGAAAAUGACUGGCGGACAUUUUGUGACGCGCUGGUGAAAGUGAAGGAGCAUUGAGAGAUGUGAGACCUGUGACGGACCAACAUGUCCACACACACAGAGACCACAACGGUGCUGCACAUCUGGGAGCUCGCCGUCCCUCUCCCAGCUGUGCUGAUGAUCACCGUGACUUUCUACAUGAUGCUCAUGGGCGUCGGCCUGUGGAUACGGUUCUGUCUUAAGGACCGUUGUUCUGCAGAGUGUGGUGACUGCGGUCCAGACAUUUCCAUCUCUGAGCAGUGCUUCAGGCUGGCGGAGACGUGUGACUGCCGCCCGCCGACCGUGCGCUCAUGUCUCAACCAUUCGUGCCCUUCUCCCACAUGUCUCAUGUGGGACUGUGCCUGCACCUGUCAACCUCCCGAGUGCGAGUCCUGCAACUGCCUCUGCUUCGAGAUCAGGAUCAAGUAGGACCGUCGAAGGUGAACGGAGGAUUUGCGAGGUUGUCCGCUCUCGCGGGACCGUGGGUCAUGUCCCUGGAUAAAGAGUGGACGUCCCCUUCCUAUUUGACGCAGGACAUCAACUCAGAAGUAAUAAUAUACUGGGCAGCUGCCAGGGGACGACUGCUGGAUAAUUCUCACUUUAAACUGUCAGGGAACAUUUACCUGAGGAGAUGAAGUUCAUGACUGAUUGACACCAGUGUGAUUGACAGCUGGUAUCAUCCAAUAGGAGCCUGGUCUGUCAACUUCCUGUUUGCAAACAAACUUCAACAUGGCUCCAAUCAAAUAGUGAAAAAUCUCUGAAAAUGACAGAAAAUAGAAAAUAUUCACAUUUAAGAAGCUGAAAAAUGA